Penicillium digitatum Pd1 is the source of this 384-nucleotide messenger RNA. RefSeq lists its product as uncharacterized. Lineage: Eukaryota; Fungi; Ascomycota; Eurotiomycetes; Eurotiales; Aspergillaceae. The record is from RefSeq and is a predicted model, not a curated record.
AUGCCCAAUUCAAAGCUGAAAAUCUUCGUGAUCAACAUGGCUAAAGAACCAACCACCCCCAAGAAAGCUAUCAAGCCAGUCAAAGCAGGUAUUUUAAAACGGACCCCUGUCAAGGUCUCCCCUGCGAAAACCUCGUCCACUGCUGCCGACAAAGAGCUUGUGUUCCUGUGGAAGUGUGUCAAAAUGUCCAGCGGCAUGAAGAUCGAUUGGUCUGCCAUUGCCACAGAUGCUGGCAAGUCGGUUAACACUGUUCAGAAGCAGUGGUCCCGUCUUAAUAUCAAAAUGGAGAAGAUAGUUUCGGCCGCUACCGCCAAUGACUCUGACAAGGACGUCGACGAGGACAGUGACGGUGACCUGGUCGCCGCAUCCAAUGACUCUGAGUAG